Messenger RNA from Chinchilla lanigera (long-tailed chinchilla), 1734 nucleotides. RefSeq lists its product as uncharacterized. The transcript is spliced from 2 exons. NCBI's taxonomy places the organism in Eukaryota, Metazoa, Chordata, Mammalia, Rodentia, Chinchillidae. The record is from RefSeq and is a predicted model, not a curated record. The coding region runs from base 858 to 1592 and encodes 244 amino acids.
GGCUGGCUGAGCCUCUCAGGUGGGACCCUGGCCGUGGCUCGUGGCCUUCUCACCUCGGCAGCGUGAGCACACCCCCAGGAGGCCCCAGCGGGACCAUCUCCUGUCCAAACACCGGGACACAGCACAGCCCCACUCCAGGCCAGGGGACCAGCGCUACACCGCGACUUUCCCAGCACACGCAGGACAGCCAAGGCCAGAGAAGGCUCCCAUCCCCAGCCUGACUGACUUCACCCGGAUCCCGGCUGUCCGGAUCCAAAAGCCAAUCUGAUUAUGCCCAGCAGCACCCCCAAGUGAGACUCUUCCACGGAAAUUCCUUGCUUUCAGAACCAGGACUCAAACUCAUCUCAGGUGAGACCGAAGCAUCUGCAGUCCACACCCACUGCUCUGGCUUCGUCUUCCCCAUUUCUGCUCCAGCCCGGCUGUUCUUCAGUUCCGUGGGAGAGCCUUGCUUCCCCUCACCCCAGGGCCUCUGCACACUGUUUGCUGUGCUCUUUUCCCCUGCUCUUCCCGGGGAAACGUCAAGUCAGUUCCCCAAGGAAGCCUCCUGCUUGCACAGUCAGAGUCAGCGCUCUGUUCAGACCAUCACGGAGCACACAGCGUCGGCCCUGGCAGUGAGAAUAUGCUUGUCUGCGUUAUCUGGUGAAAAUCAGUCUCCCCCACCAGCCCAUCGGAGCGGGGAUCAGGUCUUGUUUCCGGUCACCGUUCCUAGUUCCAGGCGCAGGGCCUGGCCCGGGACAGAGCCUCAAAACAUUUCUUCAAUAAAAGAAAGGAAGAGAUGAGAGAGGGAGGGAGCAGAGAGGGGUUUUCCAGCCUCACAUUAAGAGUCCAUGAAGUAAACAGCCCGAGGAACAGGAACUAUGACAAGCAUUAGAGAUCUACUGGCCGCACCUGGCGGCUUUUCAGUAUUUUUCCAGCCCUGGAACCACAGGUUGAAAGGCCUUGCAGGAGGAGAAAAACACAGGAAAAAGAGGAGGACGGAGGACAGACGGCCCUGUGGGAAGAAUACAGACAGACGAGAGGGAGGGAGGACGGGUGGAGGGCAGGAGGAACCCGCCCCAGCUGGGUCAUUCCCGUGCCUGUCGUGCGGAGGGGGGACCGUGACCCGCAAGCCCUCGCGGCCUCGCAGCUCCAGGCCCAGCACACGGCAUGCUGCGACCCGAGCCCGCGAGGGCCACCCGCUGGCAGCCGGGCAGAAGGCAGCCCCUGAGGGUCUGCGGGCUUGGGGAGAGGCGCUUCGGAGCAGAAAGAAGAAAGCCAAGGCGGGUGGCGACCUGGGAGGGAGGCGGAGAGUGUGGAGCCUGCAUCACACCCCUCGUUGCCCUGGGUCACCCACGGCAUCGCAUCGCCUCCGUGGCACCUGGACCUCUGCUUCCCCCUCUGCUCGUGUGGAUGGCACGAAGGGAAGUGUGCUGCCAACACAGCCAAGUGUGCCCCGGGGGCCCGGAGUUGAUCUGGUGCAAAGAAUUCAGGCUGUGAACGAGGGGGCGGGGCUCCGUUCCGGGGGCGGCGCCAGCUGUCCGCCGGGUGACUGCAGCGCAGACGCCUGCUCCCCAGCUCCUGGCUUCUCAGUUUGGGUUGUCCCGCACAGGUAGAAUGCAGUUUUUGUUUCGCUGCAAAAACUAAUAAGCGUGUGUAUCACUUCUGCGCUGGGAGGGGGCCUCCAGUCUCCCCACGUCUCCCACAUCAGUGUUUGCUUUUUUUAAGGAAUAUUUUACAGAAAGGUGGGCGUACAGG